This is a messenger RNA of Epinephelus fuscoguttatus (brown-marbled grouper), 1332 nucleotides long. Its product is annotated as basal body-orientation factor 1-like. Gene Ontology annotation, molecular function: microtubule binding. NCBI's taxonomy places the organism in Eukaryota, Metazoa, Chordata, Actinopteri, Perciformes, Serranidae. Gene Ontology annotation, cellular component: cilium; ciliary basal body. The transcript is spliced from 8 exons. The record is from RefSeq and is a predicted model, not a curated record. The coding region runs from base 134 to 1225 and encodes 363 amino acids.
GGAAACGUAGUUUUCCAUAUUCUAUUGCUUUCUUUGUAGUUUCUUUGGAAAUUACUCUGAAAGGAGGAUUAAAAAGCGGCGAGAAACAAUAUAAAGCAAGAGGAAUUUGCAGGAAAAAGACAACGGCACCACUAUGGCAGACAUAAUCAUAUCUGGGGACAAAGAAAAGUCGAUGUAUUUGACACAAAUCAAAUAUCUGGAGGAGCAGCUGGAGAGAUGUCAGCUUGAAUCUGACGAGUUUGAGAAAAAGAACAAGGACCUUGCCUCUCAGUACUGUGUGCUGCAGAAGGACAAGGCAGACACCACUGAGUACCUGAAACGCUCAGUGGCUGCAAAAGAGGGGACGGUGGAUGAGUUGACAGAGCAGAUAAAGAGUCAGCAGCAGGCUGCUGAACAGGACAGAGACUCCCUGAAGCUGCAGCACAGCCGGCAGAUGAAGGAGCUGCAGGACCAGAUUGAUGAGCAGAACUCAGGGAUUAGGAUGCAGGCUGCAAAAUUUGCAGAGCUUCAGAAGAAGAAGAAGCUGCUGACGAAGAUGGUGUCCAACAUAGAGCCUCUGAAGAAAAAGCUGGUCAGUCAGAGGGAAGAGCAUGAAGCUGCCAUCUACAGAGUGAUGAAAGAAGCAGAGUCGGACAUGACAAAUGUGAUUGAAAAGGAACAAAUCAGAGUGGACGCGUGCAUUGAGAGGAAGGCCUCAGAGGUUCUUCACAAGGAGAGAGCUGUUCACAUUGAGCGACUGCAACAGCUCCCGUUCUUGCUGGAUGAAAUCUUGACCCUGACGAAGGAGAAAGAUGUUCUGCAAGACAAACAGAGGGAUCUUAUGUCUGAGAGGGACAUUCUAAAUGACGAGUCCGACAAGAUUACCCAAGAGAGCCUCACCUGCAAGAAGGAGAUGAAACAGCAAGAGAAGAUAUUCCAGCAGCUCAGGGGGGAGCUAAAGAACCUCACCACUGCCUAUGAGAGGAUACGGGCUGAAGAAGACGCUAUCAAAUGGAGUCUGGCCUCAGUGACCAAGCAGAGCUCUCAAAAAACAGCUGAGGCAGGUCAGCUGAGGGCUGAGCUCCAGAGGGAGAGCAGGAGGAUUAGGCGGCUGGAAGAUGUCAUGCAGGAAGCAGACAUCAUUCUCAGACACAUCCUGAUGGACUCAGAGAAGUCGUCUGAGACUGAGCAGAAGUUAAUGAGGCUGCUGGAGAUCCUGGAGAGCACCGUCAUUCAGGGAACAUGAUCCAGUGUCAAAGACUUUCCUGAGAAGAGCAGUGAAGGAUGGAAAUCGCUGACCACUGACUUCAUGAAACUCUGCUGCCAGAGGACACCCAGCUCUGUAGAUCUGUU